AUGCACACGGAGCCCGACACCGACAUGGACACGGACACAGAAACCACAGCACUCUGCCCCUCUGGCAGUCACCAGGUCUCCCCCCCAGAGACACCCACACCAGAAACAGAUGCCACAAUCCUGAAGAAGCCAGAGAAACUGUUGGCAGAGUUGGAUCGGGGUGGGCCACCCUCUGUCCCAGGGGCCCCCAGGAGAAGAGGCAGUAUGCCUGUCCCCUACAAGCACCAGCUCCGGCGGGCCCAGGCUGUAGAUGAACUUGACUGGCCACCUCAGGCUUCAUCCUCUGGCUCCUCUGAUUCCUUGGGCUCAGGGGAGGCAUCACCUGCCCAAAAGGAUGGCAUUUUCAAGGUCAUGCUGGUUGGGGAGAGCGGCGUAGGCAAGAGCACCCUAGCAGGCACUUUUGGCAGUCUCCAGGGAGACAGUGCUCAUGAACCAGAGAACCCAGAGGACACCUAUGAGAGACGAAUCAUGGUGGAUAAAGAGGAAGUGACUCUAGUUGUUUAUGACAUCUGGGAACAGGGGGAUGCUGGAGGGUGGCUACGGGACCACUGCCUUCAGACAGGAGAUGCCUUUCUCAUCGUCUUCUCAGUCACUGACCGCCGAAGCUUCUCCAAAGUUCCAGAGACCCUACUUCGGCUCCGGGCUGGGAGGCCACACCAUGACCUACCUGUCAUCCUCGUUGGUAACAAGAGUGACCUGGCCCGCUCCCGGGAAGUAUCACUGGAGGAGGGCCGCCACCUGGCCGGGACGCUGAGCUGCAAGCACAUCGAGACAUCAGCCGCUCUGCACCACAACACGCGGGAGCUCUUCGAGGGCGCUGUGCGCCAGAUCCGGCUGCGGCGGGGUCGGAGCCGAGCUGGAGGCCAGCGGCAGGCGCUGGGCAGCCCCGAGGGCCCCGCGCCACCGGCGCGCCGAGAAAGCCUCACCAAGAAGGCCAAGCGCUUCCUCGCGAACCUCGUGCCGCGCAACGCAAAGUUCUUCAAGCAGCGUUCCAGGUCGUGUCAUGACCUCUCCGUGCUCUGAGCUGCGGUCGCCAUGGCCACUGCGGUAGCCAUGGUCACCGCGCCCUUAGCUCGCACCCUCGCCCCGCCCCGUCUGGCUUUCUCUGUUGAGGCCGUCUAGGAAACCAAAACCU
Molecule: messenger RNA, 1135 nt
Organism: Otolemur garnettii (small-eared galago)
Lineage: Eukaryota; Metazoa; Chordata; Mammalia; Primates; Galagidae
Gene: REM2
Product: RRAD and GEM like GTPase 2
Exons: 5
Coding region: 1-1023 (340 amino acids)
Cellular component (GO): plasma membrane
Molecular function (GO): GTPase activity; calcium channel regulator activity; GTP binding
Source: RefSeq, a predicted model, not a curated record